Mucor mucedo is the source of this 384-nucleotide messenger RNA. RefSeq lists its product as uncharacterized. The transcript is spliced from 3 exons. The record is from RefSeq and is a predicted model, not a curated record. NCBI's taxonomy places the organism in Eukaryota, Fungi, Mucoromycota, Mucoromycetes, Mucorales, Mucoraceae. Bases 1 to 384 code for a protein of 127 amino acids.
AUGAUGAAGAUUUUCCCAUUACCCGUUGUAGGAAUUGUAAGCCUGUAUCUUACAAUACCGACUACGGUGGGUCAGAAUAUCGGGUAUGUUUUCCAAGAUUGGCUUAAAGUAGCCGCUGGCCUCAGUCCGCAGUAUGACUAUUUUAACUUUGCCGAUGUGGUCAUGAAAGACAAAGCAACAACAGGGUCUCUAUACAUAUCCUUGAUGAACGAUACCCUACAAAAUGCUCCAAGGAAAAAGAAGUCAGGGAUCAUUAAUGCCAUUGUCUUAUUCAAUAAAAAAAAACAGCAAGGAUUCGCGUUUUUACUCAGCGUACGAAGAAUACUGGAGAGUGAGAAACCAGGAAGAAAUAAGCCAAACUGCAAAAAGAAUAGAAAAACGUGA